GCUUCGUGUCGUUACGUUUUCAGCCUGCGACAGCUCGGGCGGCAGUUUUGGCGUCUGAAUGAUAAACUUAGCGCUGUAUUUCAAUUUUUAUGUAUUUAGGCUAAAUUAAAAUGAUCCACGAGCUGUUGCUUGCGUUGAGCGGAUACCCAGGGACAAUUUUCACGUGGAACAAACGGACAGGUCUGCAGGUGUCCCAGGACCUGCCCUUCCUUCACCCCAGUGAGACCAGUGUCCUCAACCGUCUCUGUAAACUGGGCUCUGACUACAUACGCUUUACAGAGUUCAUAGAACAACACACUGGCCAUGUCCAUCAACAAGAGCAUCACACGAACCAGUCCAACCAGACUGGACUUCAUGGGAUUUACCUGCGGGCUUUCUGCACAGGCCUGGACUCUAUGCUGCAGCCAUACAGACAGACCCUGCUUGACCUCGAACAAGAGUUCCUUGGGGAUCCACAUCUGACAAUAUCCCAUGUGAAUUAUAAGCUUGAUCAGUUCCAGUUGCUGUUUCCAUCUGUGAUGGUGGUGGUAGAGACUAUAAAAUCACAGAAGAUCCAUGGCUGUCAGAUCCUGGAGACGGUGUACAAGCACAGCUGUGGGGGACUUCCUCCUGUUCGCAUGGCCUUAGAAAAGAUUCUUGCAGUGUGCCAUGGUGUGAUGUACAAGCAGCUAGCAGCUUGGAUGUUACAUGGAUUGCUGUUGGACCAAAGUGAGGAGUUUUUCGUGAAGCAGGGGCCCAGUGCUGGAGGAGCUGCUGCCAACCAGGAUGAGGAAGAGGAGGACCUGGGACUGGGAGGCUUGAGUGGGAAACAACUCCGAGAACUUCAGGACCUGAGGCUGAUCGAGGAGGAGAACAUGCUGGCUCCAUCUCUGCAGCAGUUCUCUCUGCGAACAGAGAUGCUGCCUUCUUACAUUCCCAUCCGAGUUGCUGAGAAAAUCCUUUUUGUGGGAGAAUCUGUCCAGAUGUUUGAAAACCACAACCACAGCCCAUCUAGAGCUGGCUCCAUACUGAAACACCAGGAGGACAUGUUUGCUGCCGAGUUGCACAAACUCAAACAGCAGCCUCUUUUCAGCCUGGUGGAUUUUGAAAAUCUCAUUGAUCGCAUCAGGAGCACAGUGGCAGAGCAUCUCUGGACUUUAAUGGUGGAGGAAUCAGAUCUGCUUGAACAGCUCAAGAUCAUCAAAGACUUCUACUUGCUGGGUCGUGGAGAGCUCUACCAGGUUUUUAUUGACCUUGCACAGCACAUGCUGAAGACGCCUCCGACAGCUGUGACAGAGCACGAUGUAAAUGUGGCCUUUCAGCAGGCAGCUCAUAAGGUGCUACUGGACGACGACAACCUCCUGCCUCUGCUGCACCUCACAGUCGACUACCAGGGCAAAGACAGCAAAGAGGGGUCAGGCCCCAGAGACGGAGCCACUCCCCCACAGGACACCUCCCCUCGUGAAGUCCCUCCCACAGGCUGGGCAGCUCUCGGCCUCACCUACAAGGUCCAGUGGCCUCUGCACAUCCUCUUCACCCCUGCUGUCCUGGAGAAAUAUAACGUUGUGUUCAGGUACCUGCUGAGUGUUCGGCGGGUGCAGUCGCAGCUGCAGCACUGCUGGGCUCUACAGAUGCAGAGGAAACACCUCAAGUCCAGCCAGACAGAUGCUGUGAAAUGGAGACUACGCAACCACAUGGCAUUCUUGAUCGACAACCUGCAGUACUAUUUGCAGGUGGACGUCCUGGAGUCUCAGUUCUCUCAGCUGCUGCAGCAGAUCAACUCUACCAGAGACUUUGAGAGCAUCAGACUGGCCCACGACCAUUUUCUCAGUAACCUGCUCGCCCAGUCCUUCAUCCUCCUCAAGCCGGUAUUCCACUGUCUGAAUGAAAUCCUGGAGUUGUGUCAUAAUUUCUGCUCACUGGUCAGUCAGACUGUGGCGUCUCUAGACGAGAGGGGAACUGCUCAGCUGGACAUACUGGUCAAGGGCUUCAGACGGCAGUCGUCCUUACUGUUCAAAAUCCUUUCAAGUGUGAGGAAUCAUCAGAUAAACUCUGACCUGGCUCAGCUGUUACUGCGACUUGACUACAACAAGUACUACACACAGGCUGGAGGAACCCUGGGCAGUGUUUAAGAAGAGCAAAAAGGAUUAAGAUUUGAAGAAAAUGUCCAUCUACGCUAAAUUCUCACACUGGACAGAAGAAAAUAUUGUACAUAGCUCACAUCAGUCCUUUGCCAAAAUACUGUUUAUGUGGCAUUCCUGUUAAAUUUGUCUUCAGGAUAAGUUCACCCAAAAUUAUAAAAUCCUAUUUUUGGAUUUCUAGUGGCAUCUAGCUGCGUGGCGAGCUUUUCUUUAAUUUGCAAAGAUGAUCAAAUACGUGCCUUUGAAACUUCUGCCAUCAUUAUAACAGGAGGAUUGGAGAACAGCCAGAAUCUAAACCUAAAUCAACCAAACUGAGUCAAAUCAAAUUGAUCAGGCUAAUUAAAGCUGAGGUUUAAAAACUGUUUGUAAAUAACUGUUUAUGUAGAACAGAUUAUUUACAGGAAUAGUUUUAACAUUUUGGGAAAUGUGCAUUUGCUUUGUAGUCAAAACUUGGAUGAAAAGACACAGUAGAUACAAAUCUCAUAUCUGUCUGUAUAUGAAGCUAACUCAACAACAAAGUGAAUAAGUAGACCUAGAGUCAUUCUUAAUUAAACCUGCUUUAUGAAACAAACCUCAGGAUAUCAGCAAAGACAAGCUGCUACCUCUGCUGUGGUUGCAUUUUUCAAUUCUGUUAACAUUACAUAUGAAAUUCCAUUCACUUCCACUGUUUUCUGAUCAGGCAGAAAUCUGAGACACAUCUUAACACAAAGCCAACACUAUCUGCAAGGUCAGGUGCCACUAGAUUUAAAGAGGAAUAUGUUUUUGUAGUUUGGAUGAUCUUAUUCUUCGAUUAUAGAACAAGCUUCUUGUAUAAACUGUAAAUACUAAAACCGUGCUGCGUGUACCAUUGUCUCUUGAGAAAAUAAACUUAAAUCUGUUAAAAUGAAA
Messenger RNA from Lates calcarifer (barramundi perch), 3008 nucleotides. It is a transcript of the gene tubgcp4, whose product is annotated as tubulin, gamma complex associated protein 4. Gene Ontology annotation, molecular function: microtubule minus-end binding; gamma-tubulin binding. Bases 111 to 2111 code for a protein of 666 amino acids. Gene Ontology annotation, cellular component: equatorial microtubule organizing center; centrosome; spindle pole. The transcript is spliced from 18 exons. Gene Ontology annotation, biological process: microtubule nucleation; cytoplasmic microtubule organization; mitotic cell cycle. Lineage: Eukaryota; Metazoa; Chordata; Actinopteri; Centropomidae. The record is from RefSeq and is a predicted model, not a curated record.